AUGGGGUACUCGUUCAGCUCCAACGAAAAUGUGGCCUUGCGUGGAAAAGCAACCCAGUCAAGCCGCUACAACCAUGCUCUUGGAGCUGCAUACAACGCCAUAGAUGGAAAUCGGAAUGCUGCCUGGGUCGCUGGAUCGUGCUCGCACAGUAAUACAGCGACCAACCCGUGGUGGAGAGUGGAUCUGCUGGAGUCCUACAUCGUCACAUCGAUCAGCAUCACCAACUUAGACGUACUUGCAGAAAGGCUCGAUGGAGCAGAGAUCCACAUCGGCAACUCUCUGCAGGAAAAUGGUGCUGCAAACCCGGUGGUCGCUGCGAUAACUCACAUCCCAGCUGGACGGACGUUGAAAAUAACCUUCACCAAACAUGUGGAGGGACGUUAUGUGACUGUGGUGCUGCCCGGUCAAGGGAGAGUCCUCGUCUUCUGUGAAUUGGAGGUUUACGGCUUCCGUGCACCGACUGGAGAGAACUUGGCCCUGCAGGGAAAAGCCACGCAGUCGUCCCUCAAGACCAUCGGCCUGGCCUACAACGCCAUCGAUGGAAACCGAGCCAGCCGCUGGACUCAGGCUUCUUGCUCUUCCACACUUGAGGAAAUCAGCCCCUGGUGGCGUCUGGACUUAGGCAAAACCCAUCGAGUGUUUUCCGUCAAUAUAACGAGCUUUUUAUCCGCUGAAAUCGCCGGAGCUGAAAUUCGAAUCGGAAAUUCUCUCGACCACAACGGCAACAACAACCCGAGGUGUGCGGUGGUGGAAGACAUCCCCCCAGGCUUCACCGAGUCGUUCCAGUGCGGCGGGAUGGACGGCCGCUUCGUGAACAUCGUCAUCCCCGGACGGAGAGCGAGUCUGUCCCUGUGCGAGGUGGAGGUUCACGGAAAUGGCUCCACUGGAGUGGAGGUAAAGAUAGUGAGGAACAUUAAGAAAACAACGGUUAACAGCUGUCGCCGUUUGGGGAAAUCUCAGUUGAAUCUCUGGACUCCAAGAAGAAAGUGUCUCUUUGUCUGGAUUUCCAGAAUGAUGAAACUCAGAGUUUUCCUCCCUCUGCUCCUCCUGGGGACGGUUUCCUGCUACAAAAACGUGGCCUUACGGGGAACAGCGUCCCAGAUCAGCCAGUACGACAGCAUGUUCGGAGCCGCCUCCAACGCCAUCGAUGGGAACCGAGCCGCGACCUUCAAGGGCGGGUCCUGCACUCACAGCCGAGAGACGAGGGACCCGUGGUGGAGGGUGGACCUGCUGCGGCCCUACAUCGUGACCUCCAUCACCGUCACCAACAGAGGAGACUGCUGCGAGCACAGGCUCAACGGGCUGGAGGUCCACAUCGGGGACUCUCUUGAGAACGGAGGCAACCGUAAUCCCAGGUGUGCAGUCAUCUUAGAAAUGGAGGCGGGUGAAUUGGUUGAGUUCAACUGCAAUGGGAUGGAGGGCCGCUACGUCAGCAUCGUCAUCCCGGACAGGGAGGGCUCCCUGGUGCUGUGCGAGGUGGAGGUGUACGGCUCGCCGCUGGAUUACGGAUCGACUCGUUCAUCCAAACACGCCGAGGAGGUUUUCGGUUCUUCUCAAAUCUUGGGACUCCGAGAAGAAAGCGGCGGCUGCUUUGUCCGGAUCUCCAGGAUGAAGAAACUCGGGGUUUUAAUCCUCCUCCUCCUCACUGGGACGGCCUCCACUGACCAGAACCUGGCCCUCCGUGGGAAGGCGACCCAGGCGCACCGCUUCGAACACGUGUUCGGCGCCGCCGACAGCGCCAUCGACGGGAACCGUGACUCCAACUACAACAAGGGCUCGUGCACACACACCGUGAAAAUGGCCGACCCGUGGUGGAGGCUGGACCUGCUGCAGACCUACGUGGUCACCGCCGUCGUCAUCACCAACCGGCAGGACUGCUGCAAAGUCAGGCUCAACGGGCUGCAGGUCCGGAUCGGGAACUCCAAGGCCGACAACGGCCUGACGAACCCCACGGUUGGUAAAUUUCCUCUCGCUACGGAUGAGACGAUCGUUAAAAAUUUCACCGAGCGGGUGGAGGGACGCUACGUCACUUUGGUUCUCGCCGGUCACAAUGAGUUCCUGACCGUCUGCGAAGUGGAAGUCUACGGUUACCCUGCUCCAACGGGAGAAAACCUGGCGCUGAAGGGAAAAGCCUCCCAGUCCUCACUGCACUCGUUCGGCCUCGCCUACAACGCGAUCGACGGGAACCGCGACACCCGGUGGGAACACGGCUCCUGCAGUCAGACAGACCACGAACUCAACCCCUGGUGGCGACUGGAUCUUGGCAAAACGCACAAAGUGUUUUCUGUUAAGGUCACAAGCCAGGAAUCGAACCCGGAACGACUCCACGGAGCCGAGAUCCACAUCGGAGACUCUCCGGAAAACGACGGCAACACCAACGCCAGGUGUGGGGUGAUCAGCAAACUGGAGGCGGGAGCAGUCGCCGAGUUCCAGUGCAACGGGAUGGACGGCCGCUACGUGAUCAUCAUCAUCCCCGACCGGGAGGAGUUCCUGACGCUGUGCGAGGUGGAGGUGUACGGCUCGCCGCUGGACUAGAUCAAACUCCUCAUCUUUGUUGUAAAGGAGCACUAGAGGUCAUGCCUCUGUUGAACACCAGGCGGUGCUGUUGAGCCGCCUUCAUCUGUCUUUAGUAUCGUUGCAGCAUUCCGGAUUAGAUCCAGUUGGUAAAUGUUAUAAACCAGAUUAAACUAUUGCGGUGAACCAGGUCUCCUCUGAAUUACUCACUACUCCGCCUUGUGGUGAAAAUCUGUACUACAAGACCAAAAUAGCAUCGAAUUGAAAAACUUGUGAACUUUUUAAUAAAGCACUCAAGAUGUAUGUGUUUCAAUCGAGGUGAUAAAUUUGAAGAUGAGCUGCCGUUGACUCCACUCAGCCCGUUACACUUAUAAAUUUUAAAGAGAUUAAAUGGAAACUUGAUUUGACAGUUCUGUUUUCAUCAUAAAUCUGACAGACCAGAGGAAGUACAGGCGAUCUGCACUGGGAUCCUGUAAAAAGGGGGUAAAUCACCACUGCUUCGUCACGGGAGAUGAGGAAAGCUGCGUUCACAUCGUCACCGAUCGAGAGAUCAGGUUACUCUCUUCACAUCAAGUGGUCAGAUUGAAGACGACCUCAUUCAGUUGGAGGAUCAGUCCCAUAAUGCCUUUGGGCUGUGCACCUGAUAGAUGUAUUGUCACCAUUUAACCUGGUGUUGUUUUAACUCCAAUACAGACUGGUCAUGCUUUGCCAUCACUUCUGAUUCUAUGCUUUUCCCCUCCAGACUUGCACGUUGAAGGCUACAAAAUACAGGAUAUUGGAGGGUUUUUAGACAUUUCAAUAAAAUUUGUACUACUGCUUUUC
This is a messenger RNA of Salarias fasciatus (jewelled blenny), 3336 nucleotides long. RefSeq lists its product as uncharacterized. Bases 1 to 2535 code for a protein of 844 amino acids. The transcript has 16 exons. The record is from RefSeq and is a predicted model, not a curated record. Lineage: Eukaryota; Metazoa; Chordata; Actinopteri; Blenniiformes; Blenniidae.